GUAUAAAUACAAAGAUGAUCAAAGUUAAGGGCAUCAGUUGGUUUAUAAUCCAUUGCAGUGAAUGUGUGCGCCAUAAAAACGCAACAGAAGAAAAAAAUAGUGUCUCACAGCCAAGGAAGUCAUAAUAUUUGAUUGCUUAAACAAAAAAAAUGUGCAAAAUUAUGUUGCUAAUCUCCUUCGUCAUUACUGCCCUGUUGGCUACGGUGCAAGGAAACGCUGACUCCACUAUAACCCGUUAUACCAGCCAAGUGAACAUCGAUGGCUCCUACAGUUUCGACAUUGCCCAAUCGAAUGGCGCCGAACAUCGCGAGGAUGGCGUAGGUGGACAGUAUGCUCAGGGAUAUUUCCGUCACUACUCGCCGGAAGGCAAAUUCGUGCAAAUUAUUUACGCAGCCGAUGAGAAUGGCUAUCAGCCGCAAUCGGAUGUGCUCCCCACGCCACCACCGGUGCCCGCACACAUACAACGCGCAAUCGAGUACAUCCGCGCACACCCAACACCCGAAGAGUUGGCCGAUCAACAGGUGCGCGCACGACAGCUGUAAACUGAGCACGUUGAGAUAUACAGAACCAAAAUGAGUCCGAAUUGUUUUAAUGAGUCUGAACACUUGUGCCGUUUAUGAUUUUUUGUAGUAAAAACGGUAAAUACUAUAAUGUAUUAUGCGUAAUUAGCUGAAAUGUCGGCUUGUGGUCGAAUUCAUUAAGACAUAUACUUUGUACCUUACUAAUUGUUGUAGAAAUUUAGAAAAAAUAUUAGCUUUAAAAUUUGUGCAAUAAAUAUAAUAACACCGAAAAAA
This is a messenger RNA of Zeugodacus cucurbitae (melon fly), 794 nucleotides long. RefSeq names its product larval cuticle protein 4 (gene Cpr65Ea). NCBI's taxonomy places the organism in Eukaryota, Metazoa, Arthropoda, Insecta, Diptera, Tephritidae. The coding region runs from base 150 to 542 and encodes 130 amino acids. The record is from RefSeq and is a predicted model, not a curated record. The transcript has 2 exons. Gene Ontology annotation, cellular component: chitin-based extracellular matrix. Gene Ontology annotation, molecular function: structural constituent of chitin-based larval cuticle.